AUGAAGCUUCAUGUCUGGACCGAUCGCCAUCUCCUUCUCGAUGCAGGUGAGACCCAUGUCGUAUGUCGUAUUGAUAUGAUGUACAUUCCCCCCGAAUCAAGCCUGCUUGCCCUCAAUUCAUCUCAGUUCGGGGGCCAUAAGACUUGCCUCUUGGACGGUUUAGAGCCCCCUUCGAGGCGGGUUUCUUUCAUGGCGACCAUUGAGGUCCGUGCGAUAGCCGGUGAUGUAGUGCUGGGGCCCGUGUGCUUCGAGAAACCACCAUGUGUUUCGGAAAUAUUGGGCCGGCUGCAGCAGUCAUUGGAACUGCUGCCUAGCCAAGAAAUCGUUCUCAUGGAAGAUAGUGCGAUUCUCCCUGACACCAGGAAGCUGCAGGGUGGUUCGGCAGCAGAUCCCAUGGUACUAACUAUGGUGACGUCGAAACGGAGCCUGCAGGCGAUUGUUUGGGGUCGCAGUACCCGUGGGCCACAGUGGUCCAAAGUCGAAGAACAGCUGAAAAGAGGCAUUGUGGCAGUGGCUUCCACGUGCGAUGCCUUUGCUGCCUUGACAGAAGAUGGCUCUGUCAUCACCUGGGGCGAAGGCGAGGAAGAUGAUGGAGGUGACUCCGAGGGUGUUCUUGGCCUUGACCAGGGUGUUGUGCAGGUGGUUGGCAACGGACAGGCUUUUGCUGCUGUGAAGACAGGCGGCGAGCUGGUAGCUUGGGGAGGUGCGGACUGCGGUGGGAAACCCAGUCCAGAGAUCACUGCCCAGCUCCGUGAUGGAGUUGUGUCGGUGGCACGGACCCUCCAAGCCUUCGCGGCAGUAAAAGAGAAUGGAGAGGUGGUUACUUGGGGGGAUCCAGCCUUUGGAGGUGACAGCAGCUCUACAGCAGGAAGCUUGAAAGGCGUCAUCUCCGUAGUUGGCACUUGGGGAUUCGGUGGUGGGGCCUUUGCGGCCUUGACUGACACAGGCGGGGUGAUCACUUGGGGAGACCCCGAAGUCAGCGACCUCGGCUCGGCAGCAGAGCUCGUGCAAAGCGGAGUGACGAGCAUUUGCCCCAGCGGCUCGUCCUUUGCUGCCUUGAAGACGACGGGUGAAGUUGUUUGCUGGGGAUGUGAAGGCAAGGGCGGGGACAUGUUCGUGAGCUGGUCAGAUGAAGAGGCCGGGAAAACGAACUACUCUGUCAAGGAGAAGCUCUCCAAGGGUGUGGUUUCCAUCGUUGGCUCUGAUGAUGUCUUCGUGGCUCUCAAAGAAGGCGGCGAGGUCGUUGCCUGGGGGGUGGCGGAGGACGGCGCGCACCUCGACGAAGAGCUUGUGACAGAAUUGGGGAGCGAUGUGCUAUCCAUCUCGGCCAAUGUGGCCGCCUUUGCUGCAUUGAAGGUCGGUGGCCGUGUCGUUGCAUGGGGUGUCUACCAUGGGGAUGCCCGCAGCGUGGUUCAGCUGGAGAGCGGAGUUGCGAGGAUUCCGAGUUUCAUGAUUCCAAACGUGAUGACUUUUGCCGCUUUGAAGGAGGACGGCUCGCUGGUUGUUUGGGGCGACCAUGACUAUUCCUCCUGCGCUUUAAUGGCACCGUAUGAUGAGUUGCAAAGUGACGUAGUUGACGUUGUGGGCAACUCUAGUGGCUAUGUCGCAUUGAAAUAUACACCUGCGCUACAAGGCUUAGAAGCCUAG
Messenger RNA from Symbiodinium natans, 1647 nucleotides. NCBI's taxonomy places the organism in Eukaryota, Dinophyceae, Suessiales, Symbiodiniaceae. The record is from the annotation of a GenBank genome assembly.